Molecule: messenger RNA, 276 nt
Organism: Puccinia graminis f. sp. tritici CRL 75-36-700-3
Lineage: Eukaryota; Fungi; Basidiomycota; Pucciniomycetes; Pucciniales; Pucciniaceae
Exons: 1
Coding region: 1-276 (91 amino acids)
Source: RefSeq, a predicted model, not a curated record
AUGGCUCACUCCCACACCCCUACAAUUUCAUCUCCCCUAGCCAGCUCUGGCCCAAGACCGACAACGGGUAUUGUCUUUGGUGCCGCCGGAUGCAUCCCAAAACAGUGCAUCUUCAUCAACCUUGCACAAGCUCGGCAGUCUCCUCACUACACUACCAGCGCCACCCACCAAUACCGCUUCACCUCCAAGGGAAUCGCGCUCUUUGCUGUCAACGGUACCAACUUUCACGUCCAGCCCAUCACGGAGGAUGAUGAGGAUGAUGUCCAACCACUCUGA